Messenger RNA from Biomphalaria glabrata, 4803 nucleotides. RefSeq lists its product as uncharacterized. Bases 463 to 2361 code for a protein of 632 amino acids. The record is from RefSeq and is a predicted model, not a curated record. Gene Ontology annotation, molecular function: protein binding. Lineage: Eukaryota; Metazoa; Mollusca; Gastropoda; Planorbidae. Gene Ontology annotation, cellular component: SCF ubiquitin ligase complex. Gene Ontology annotation, biological process: SCF-dependent proteasomal ubiquitin-dependent protein catabolic process. The transcript is spliced from 8 exons.
AAACAUUUUGCAAACUGUCAACAGGCAACAUCACGAGUCACCAAGUUUCCUAUGUUGAUGCAGUUCGUAAUCUUCGAGUUUGUUUGACUCAUCAGUCAGCUCUUUAAGGAUUUCUACCCCCACUGCUUAGAAAAGCCAACACAUUGCAUAAGGACUGAAUUUCCCGGGAUGCUGUCUCGUCUUUCAUUCAACGUUUGAUCUAAGUCCAAUGUUUAUAUUCUGGGCUGCAAGUUUUAUUACUUCAAGAUGUUGUUUCUUCAAACACGUCAGCAAUAUGGCUAACGUGCCAGAAAUGUCGUUUAUUACCCAUCGAUAUCUUCUAAGAAAUAUACGUGAAUACAUGUUAGUUAUAAGUUAAAGGAUUUAAUUGAGAAUAACUGUUUUUGGGUUUUCUUGGUUUUUAAUAAAGCCAAAUAUUGGUUGAGAAAUUCCUAAUGAAACCUAGAGAGCUCAUAUUCCAUCAUGUUGAUUCAAAGCUCAAAGCAAUGCAGCAGUACGUCAAAAUAUCAGGUCAAGUCAAAAUGUCCGCUCUAUGCACUGCACAUCAACGACCUUCCAGACGAGGUCCUGGUGCGCAUCUUCAGUUUCCUCCGACCCGUGGAAGAUGAUCUUCCCGCUCUAGCCAUGGUGUGUCGGAAGUGGCGCCGAAUACUGCAGACGACCAGUCAGCUGUGGCGCGACCUACACAUCAACCCUUCUGUUUAUCAAUACUACCAUUUCAGCAUGGUUUGCUGUAUAUUUCGGGUGUACGGGUUCCAUGUGCACCGCCUGACGUGGUAUAAGAACUCUCCAGUUUACGAAAGCAUGUUCGCCCUGAUUCCAAGGUUGUACAACUUACGCUACCUCCGCUUGCCGAUUCUCUGGACCAGGGUUGUGGUGGAAAGUCUCCAGACGCUCAGCCAGCUGGAACACAUCCAAAUCAACGGCGGCUUCUCCCUAACGGACGAGGACCUCGAGCUCAUCGCAGAAUCCUUCCCCAAGUUGAAGGACGUCUCGCUCAACGCCUGCUGGAGGGUGACAGCCGCCGGCGUGGACGACUUUCUGUCGUCUCUGGAACAUUUGGAAACGUUUAAACUUAAAAUCAACUCAGGGCUUCCUCUCCAUGACGUGAGGAGCGAGCAGGCUAUGAGGGAGGGUGGACACAUCGCCCACACUGUGUCAGAGACGUUGCACUCCCACUGCCUGAGUGUCUUGUGCCUUCAUUUCGUGCCUAUUGAGAUGGAUGAGCUAUGGACUGUGGUCAAAAGACUGACCAGCCUUAAGAAACUGAGCAUCAGUAAUUGUGAGCACCUCCACGGCAUCCGUCUGGUGUCUGAGUCACUGCAGAAGUUCUACCUCUUCAACCUCUGGAACGUCCUGUUUGUCAGCGUGGACGCCCCAGAUCUGCGCCACAUCACCGUGGACACUGGCAUGGAGUCUGUGGAGCAUCUGGAGCUCUUCGCCCCGAAGCUCCGUCGAGCGUGCAUCAAUGGCAGCAACGUCCUGAGGUCUAUCAACAUUAAGAGUGAAAAACUCUGCUUUUUGGAACUUUCGAAUUGCGAGGUGCUGGACAUGAGGAACUUGAGGGAGCAGUUGAAGAGGAACUCGAGCUUGAUGUGCUUCAGACUUGGCUGUGUGAGCCAGGACAGCCUUCUGUUGGACGAGGACAUCAUACCAAACUUACAGGAAUUUUGUAUGCUCGGGGAUUUUGCUUGCGAGGCUGUUCACCUGAGGAGUCCAAGUCUUCGCUUGUUCCACACGGACGCUGACAACGACAUCAUCACUCUCAACCACAUCUACGUCACAGCAAACCACAUGUGUAAAGUGGCACUCAUUGGGAUACCGGCGCUAAAAACAAUCACGAUACAGUGUGUUAGUGUUGACGCCAUUGAACUCAAUCUCUGUAGUGACGACCAGCUUCAAUUGGACUCGUGCAUUAUUCAAGCUCUCAGCUCUAUUGGCUUUCUCCGACUGUUUGAUUGUAAGGUCAAUCUGUUAUCACUGUCCACUCCAUUGGCUAGAACUGUGGUUCUGUACCGGUGUCACGUGUCAGACUAUGCUCUCCAGAUGGCGCUUCACGGCUGCCCAAACAUCAGUCACCUGAACCUGGAGAAAUGCAGAACUAUAACCAAGGUUUCUCUGGAAGCUCAACCACUGAAGUUUUUGAACAUGUUCGGAUGUCGAGACAUCCACAGGCUUCAGCUCGACUGCCCGCAACUGCUGGCUAUCAAUCUAGGACAAUGUCCCAACGUCCGUCUGUACUUAGCCGGAGUGGAGCAGGACAUCAAUGCCGUCUGCAAUUCAUCCAUCCAGGUGGUGAAACCUUGUGAAAAUAUACGCUGGACCCACGACUACCCCCCUCAACUUUAUGUCUGUGGAUGAUUUUCAUUAACUCUUUCUCUCCUAACUGACGAUACCAGCGUUGAUUCCACCAGAAUGUGGUGAAUAAUUACGGAGAGAAAGAGUUAAAGAAUUUUCCUUUAUUGUUUGUGUAAUAUACAAGUGUUAAAUAGAAGACUAGAGUAUAAUAGUUCUUUUCUAAAAAAAAUAUGGAAUAAAUAUAGGUCCCUACAUAUAUAUACAUGUAUCAAAUCUUGUCUAUUAAUUCUUUAAUGAAAAAGUUGUACACAUACACAAUUGUCAUACCUUCUAAUUCAUUGAUUAUUUUUUUACCCUCUUGUAUUCUAAUACUUUAAUUAUAUUUCAGCUCUCUUUUAAUAAAAUGACUCUAUUACUGCUCUCUUCUAAUAAAAUGACUCUAUUACUCUAUUCCAGCUCUAGACUUUCUAAACUAAGGACAUAAUGCUUUAUUAAGUACACAAGCAGAAAAAAGUUUUUCACCUAAUUUAUAAUGACAGCAGAUGUACCAAUUUUUUUUUCCAGUUAAUUUCUCUAUUAACCGAAGUAUUAUUUUUCAAAAUGUUUGUAUACUUUAAUCUUUUUUUGAGUCAUCAGGGAAUUUCUUUUCUUUUCUUUUGAUAUUUACAUUGAAUUUACUAACAGCAAAUAUUUGAGUUUGUUCUAUAAAUAUUUGUCUUCUUUGGGAAAUCUAGCAGCUUCAUACUAAGUUUCAAUGUAAUAGUCUCGGGACCCUGGUUCGAAAUCUGCCUCCCACCAUCCUCCGCUGUCCUGCGGGAGGUUUUGGGCUUGCAUGUUAAAAUCUUCAAUUCCAAGGGCAGAUUAGCCAUAUGCCUUUUUCUUUAUUUAGUCAUCGUAUUUUUGUUUCAUCAGAAGUUGUAUUUAUUUAGGUGUACAUUUUUGUGAAUAGAACUUUGUUUAUUAUUUCCACGACUGCAGACUGUCUCACAACGUUUGGCUUGUUCAGAGACGGUCUCAGGGCUUUGUAUACACUUUCGCACUUUUUUCUUAUUAAAUAACAUUGUCUUUAGUGUAUAGACUUCUUUCCUUAAACGCCACUGUAUGUUUAAAUUCUAUGUUUAUUACAAACGCUAUUUCGGGGAUAUGUAAUGAUCGCUAUAAAGGCUACAGGAUAUUUUUUUAUAUUCUUAAUGUUUUUUACGAUGUCGCUUGUUCUGGCUCAGUUCUAUUGAGAAGUGCUCCAACAGUUUACUGCUAGAUCAAUAGUAAACAUUCUUUCUGGAUGACCAUAAACUUAAAGUCUAAAAUAUAGCACUGAGUCUCAAUUUAUUGAUUCACGUUAUUCUCUUGUUGUUCCCUUUCACAAUAUUGUAUAUCAGUGUUUCCCAAACUGUGUUCUGCGGAUCCCUAGUGUUCCCCGAUGCCUGAAUAGGUGUUCCACGAACUGUUGGAAUAAUUAACUAGUAGGCCAACACAUGAAUUAAUCUCUUUAAGAAAAAUAAGCAAAGUGUUCCGCUAAAUACUCACGAUGUGCGAAGUGUUCCAUUACGGAUAAAGUUUGGGGAACACUGUUGUACAUUAUUAUCAUCUGUGCAAAGCUUCAAGAUUAAAACUAAUUCUAGUUGGAGCUGGUAAAUGUUGACGCAACUGACCUGCCCAUACAAUUAUUGUCUAACCUUCAGGUUUAUUCUCACAAUUAUCUUGUGACAGUCAGACUACUGCACUAAGGUGCUUUGUCAUUUUGGUAUUAUGCAACUGCUAGUGCUGUAGACAUGACAUACAACAAUAAAUUGAGUGUCAAUAUUCUUACUCUGUUUUACAUCAUGUAUUUCAAGGGCGUGUAUUUAGUGUGCCUUUUGAUUGGUAGCUAGUUGACACACGUGACGAUGAAUGUGUUGUAAGUAAUAUAAGUACACAGUAUGACUUAAAGAUUUUAAUCAAGACUGUCUUCUGCUGAUAUGUGUGUUACACAGUGUCUACAUCUUAAUUACGUAAUUACAAUUCUGCACGUUGAUUUGUAUGUUGUAUGUUGUAGACCUGAAUGUUGAGCCACUGGUGUAUUUAUUUGGCAAGUGAAAUACUAAUGGUGUUUUGUGCGCUAAUCGAUCUAUUUAUGGAACAUAAAUGUUUGUGUCAAGUGAUGUUAGCUUUAAGUGGACUUAAAAAAAAAAACAUCUUAUGUUUGAACUAUAGACUGAAAGCUUUACAGAGAAUUAAUUAUGUAAAUUAAGCUUAAAUUAUACGAUGAUAAUAUGUACUUGUUAAUGGACUAUUGUUUUUGUUGCUUGUAUAUUUGUAUACACAAAUGAUGCUGUAAUUUUGUUACGUUGUUACAACCGCUGUCAAGCAAUGCACAAUUCAUUCUGUUUAUGUACCGCAGUUCGUAAUGUAUUUGUUGCGUACUCUUGGAUUUUAUCAUUUAAAAACAUAAAGUUGUGAUGAUAAGAGAUGUUAGUGUUACGUUCAUUUUUAAAUCUAUUAAAUGGAAUGUUCAAGUCUUUAAAA